GAGUUCCAGAACAGCCUGAGGAGCACCAAGCUGACGAACUACCUGGACUACCUGGGCAUCGACAUGGAUCAGACGAAACACCUCUUCUACCUGCUCAGCGAGGCCGCCAGCGACCAGACGGUGGAGAUCGAGAAGUUCGUACAGGGCAUCGUCCGCAUGAAGGGCAGCGCCAACAACAUCGGCAUGCAGAGGCUCACUUUCGAGGUGCUGCUCAGCCGGAG
Messenger RNA from Prorocentrum cordatum, 221 nucleotides. NCBI's taxonomy places the organism in Eukaryota, Dinophyceae, Prorocentrales, Prorocentraceae. The record is from the annotation of a GenBank genome assembly.